CCGGGUAGGAAGUUUGCACGCGGCUGAUCAGGUUUCGAAGUCUGGCAUCCCAUAAGGUCGCGUGGCUCCCAAACAAACAAAUAAAAUUGCUCCUCGAUCAAAAUAUAUGCACUUUUUAUGAUAGCCUGGUUUUCUACAUGUUAUUUAAGCGAGAGAGCAUCACAUCACACAAAUCCCUUGGGGUGAUCUCAAAUAGCAAAUACAGUUGCUCUGCGUCUAGGUCUAGGACCCGCGGUUCUGGUUCAACCUCCGAAGAUGAGCGAGAUGGAGGCGGCCUAGAAAGCGCACAACCGGACGGCCGCUCUAGUUCGCACUUCAAUCUCUGUGGUCAAGAGGCCCCGCCCCUCGCUUCCGGACGCCUGCGCAAGGGGGCACAAGUAGUUCCGGUUCCGCCGAGGCGAUCAUUGCUACAGUUCGGUCCGCGUCACGGUCGGAGGUCAUUCAGGCAAGAUGCUGCGGAAUUUGACGGCUCUUCGUCAGAUUACCCAGAGAACCAUAAGUACUGCUUCUCGCAGGCAGUUUGAAAAUAAGGUGCCAGAGAAACAAAAACUAUUUCAGGAGGAUAAUGGAAUUCCAAUACAUCUAAAGGGUGGGUUGUCUGAUGCCCUCCUGUAUAGAGCCACUAUGAUUCUGACACUUGGUGGAACAGCAUAUACCAUAUAUGAGCUGGUUAAGGCUUCAUUUCCCAAGAAGCAAGAUUGACUUCAAUUUAUUACCCCAACAGUCAAUUGAAAAAAUGGACCACUAAUCUGAGUUCUUUGGGAUCAAUAUUUAUUAACUUGUACUUAACU
This is a messenger RNA of Suncus etruscus (white-toothed pygmy shrew), 791 nucleotides long. RefSeq names its product cytochrome c oxidase subunit 7A2, mitochondrial. Gene Ontology annotation, biological process: mitochondrial electron transport, cytochrome c to oxygen; regulation of oxidative phosphorylation; mitochondrial respirasome assembly. The transcript is spliced from 4 exons. The record is from RefSeq and is a predicted model, not a curated record. NCBI's taxonomy places the organism in Eukaryota, Metazoa, Chordata, Mammalia, Eulipotyphla, Soricidae. Bases 451 to 702 code for a protein of 83 amino acids.